This is a messenger RNA of Phaeoacremonium minimum UCRPA7, 1149 nucleotides long. Its product is annotated as putative 37s ribosomal protein mrp4 protein. Gene Ontology annotation, biological process: translation. The coding region runs from base 1 to 1149 and encodes 382 amino acids. The transcript is spliced from 3 exons. Lineage: Eukaryota; Fungi; Ascomycota; Sordariomycetes; Togniniales; Togniniaceae. The record is from RefSeq and is a predicted model, not a curated record. Gene Ontology annotation, cellular component: mitochondrial small ribosomal subunit; ribosome. Gene Ontology annotation, molecular function: structural constituent of ribosome.
AUGAUAAUCAGAAAUUUAGCAGGGAGGCAUGGCCGGAAGGCUCUUGCUGCACCGAUCAGACGAUCUUGGCUUCGAGCUCUCACGACCGAGACAAACGAACCGACCUCGACUGCUGCAGCUGACGAUGUUGUUGUGAAUGCGUCACAAUCAUCCUCAUCGACACUGCAAGACUCCCCAUCGACCCCUUUCCGCAAUCCCGCGAUCCCUUCCCGCAAGGCAAUAGUUGCCGCUGCUGUUGCCAAUGACCACCUCACAUUCACCAGGCUGCAGCGGAAGACAGCCCAUCUCGGAUCAGUAGUUGAGAGACGCUAUUCACCAGGCGACCUGCUCAAGAAUCCACCGGCUCCCAAGGAUGUCACUCUUGAGCUUCUGAUGGCAUCCCAGACUCACCAGGGGCACAACACAGCUCUCUGGAACCCGGUGAACUCGCGAUAUAUCUACGGUGUCCGACAGGGCAUUCACAUCAUCUCUCUCGAACAAACGGCAUCGCAUCUCCGUCGAGCGGCGCGCGUUGUCGAGGAAGUGGCAUACAAUGGCGGUCUGAUCCUCUUCGUUGGAACCCGGAAGGGGCAGAUGGAGAUCGUGACGCGGGCGGCGGAGCUUGCAGGAGCCUAUCACCUAUUUUCAAGAUGGACACCUGGAACAAUCACGAAUCGAGACCAAAUCCUGGCCGCAGGCCGCGUCGCAAUCGUUGACGAGAACGACAGGCCCUUGGAUGGCUUCCAAGAGCACCUGCAGGACCGCCGACCGGUAAUUCCUGAUCUGGUGGUCUGCCUAAACCCUUUGGAGAAUUGGACCUUGCUGCACGAAUGCGCACAAGAGAACAUCCCUACGAUUGGCAUCAUUGACACAGAUGCCGAUCCUACACAGGUCACAUACACAAUCCCAGCAAACGAUGAUAGUUUGCGAUCUGUUGCAGUUAUUGCGGGAGUGCUGGGACGCGGUGGAGAGCUGGGCCAGAGCCGGAGACGACAGGCCGCCAAGAAUGGCGUCGUCACAUGGGAGAAUCCGGAGGAUGUCAGCAGGUUCAUCUCGGCAGACUUCACAAAGCGCAGCGAGGAGUCGAAUAGAGUGAUGGAGGAGUUGAAGGCUCGUGAGAAACUGGAAGAAAGAGAAGCCAUGAACAGCCUGUGGAGAUCAGGCGUGUAA